Messenger RNA from Eruca vesicaria subsp. sativa (arugula), 2538 nucleotides. The record is from the annotation of a GenBank genome assembly. NCBI's taxonomy places the organism in Eukaryota, Viridiplantae, Streptophyta, Magnoliopsida, Brassicales, Brassicaceae.
UGCUUCCCACCUUCGCUUCACUUCACAUCAACACACACACAAUCCUGCAAAAACACUAAUCUCCUCCUAUCUCAUUUCAUCAUCAUCUCUCUGAGUUUCUUGUUCAGAACAGUUGCAAUGGACGCUACCAAAGAAGCCUCCGUUACCGAUUUGAAGAGACCGAGAGAAGAGGAUGAUAACGCCGCAGCUAACGGCGACCAGACAAAGGAGCCGGCUUGUUUCUCCUCAGUGAUUCCUGGGUGGUUCUCCGAGAUGAGUCCCAUGUGGCCAGGAGAGGCACACUCUUUGAAGGUUGAGAAAGUUUUGUUUCAAGGCAAAUCAGAUUACCAGGACGUGGUUGUUUUCCAGUCUGCGACAUAUGGGAAAGUGUUGGUGUUGGAUGGAGUUAUCCAACUUACAGAGAGAGACGAAUGCGCUUAUCAGGAAAUGAUCACUCAUCUUCCUUUGUGCUCUAUCCCAAACCCAAAAAAGGUAUUGGUCAUAGGAGGAGGAGAUGGAGGUGUCCUGCGUGAAGUUGCACGCCAUGCUUCUGUUGAGCAGAUUGACAUGUGUGAAAUUGAUAAAAUGGUGGUUGACGUGUCUAAGCAGUUUUUCCCUAAUGUAGCAAUUGGAUUCGAUGAUCCUCGAGUGAACCUCGUCAUUGGUGACGGUGUUGCUUUCUUGAAGAAUGCUGCUGAAGGUUCAUAUGAUGCGGUCAUUGUUGACUCAUCAGAUCCAAUCGGUCCUGCAAAAGAGCUGUUUGAGAAACCUUUUUUCCAAUCAGUGGCGAGAGCUCUUCGUCCAGGUGGAGUAGUGUGCACUCAGGCUGAAAGCUUGUGGCUUCACAUGGACAUCAUCGAAGACAUUGUUUCCAACUGUCGUGACAUCUUCAAGGGUUCUGUGAGCUAUGCAUGGACUAGCGUUCCAACAUACCCUAGUGGGGUUAUUGGAUUUAUGCUCUGUUCAACAGAGGGACCUCAUGUUGACUUCAAAGUCCCAAUGAACCCUAUUGAUGACAGCUCCAGCAAAUCAAAUGGACCCUUGAAGUUCUACAACGCUGAGAUUCAUUCAGCUGCCUUCUGCUUACCUUCUUUUGCCAAGAAGGUGAUUGAGUCAAAAACCUCUAAUUGAAAAAGGAUAGAAAUAGUUUGGAGGAUCGUUUGCAUUUAUCAAAAUAAAAGCUUUUUAGAAUGUCUUGUUUGUUUCAAACAAAUGCAAACCAUUAUCUUCUUUCUAGUCAUAAUAGCAUCAUUACACAUUACAUAUUAGCAAAGCUUCUCUACAAGUUUAUUUGCCUCCUGUCUCUUUACCACUCAUUAGAGGUUUAGCUUGUUCUACAUCAGCCUUGUUUCUCAAAAUCCUAGUCUUACAAUCAUGGUAACGUACAACACAAGCCAACCAUUUAACCACAUUACCAACACAAAUCAAACCUACAUAGAAACCAGUGUACAACACACCCUUCCCACUUGAACUUAAACUGCAUUUAGAGUAUAAACACGGCAUCCUCGUCACAACAGCAAAGACCAAGAACAUCAACAUCAUCCAUACGUCACACUUCUCAUGUCCUUUUCGAUACCAAGCUGAAAGAGACAGAGCAUCACUUCCAUAUACGCCUUCAUCACCAUCUUCUUCUAAGACAGAAACUACCAAACUCAUGUUCCAUCCUGCACUCCACUUGAUGAACUUUGCAGUCAGGUACAUGAAGAGAGUAGCCUGAACAAGAACCACCAUCGCGUAGAUCAGAAACGGUACUAGGUCGAGUAAGGUUUGACGUUGGUGUACGAGACUAACAAUGUUUAAACUGUCCGCCCAAUGAGAGAAGAAACCGAAGAAAAACAAAAGAAAGAAAGGAAGGAAAAAGAGGAACACAGAGGUUGAUAAGAGAAGAACAUAAAGAGAUGUGAUCAGACAACCUCCUAGUCUCUUCUGACAUAUCUUGAUAGAUCUCCGUACCAGAUCAAGCAACCCCAAGGGUUCUUCCUUUGACGUGUAAACUGUUGAAGAUGCUGCAACGAUUGUGGUGGUGGUGAUGAGGUCGAGAAUGGUGUAAGGGAAGAAGUAGAGCAGAGAUGUCUUGAUCAGACAUGGAAUCAGAUCGUUUUCAGACAAGUCCUCCCAAAUAUUGCGUUGUUGGUAAAGCGGCUGGUAAGUGAGAUAGUUGGUGGCUUGCACAAACAGAUCGUUCUGUGACAAAUCCUUCUCAACGUUGACUUGUUUGGAGAGGAAUUGGUAAGUGAAAGAGAGGGUGGUUUGGAGGGAGAGCUCAAAGAAGAUCAAGAAACAGAACAGUGGGAGAGAACAGAGGAAGAUGAUGAGUGGUAGAUUGAUGUUGCUCAAGAGUAGCUUCACAGCUUGUUUUAGUAGCUCGAUGACACUUAGCUUCUUGUCCAUCUUCAUCUCUGUUGAUUAUGAGCUCUCUUUAUUUUUAUUUUUUUGCAGUAGAAGAAAGAAGAUCAAAGAUAUGUAAUAUUUGGUAUUCGAUAAAAAUUAAUGGUCGCUGUCCUUCAUUGACUUUGACUUUGACCUUUUUUACUUCAUCUGUGUCAUGUUGAAUGGUCG